CGUAAACUGUUAGAGCAUGAUCGACGACAGCGUCCAUUGCCUUCAACGCCAAAGAAUCUCACAAAACGCCUAGUCUCUCGAAUGUUGCUGGAAGGUCAUCGAUCGGUCAGUCUCUCUAGACAGUCUGAAAGUAGCACGACGGUUUCCACCGUUCUUGGAGUGACGGAAACACAACAGAGAGACCAUUUUUGGGAACGUGAUUGCGUAGAUAUAAAGGAUACGUGAAUGAGAGUAGCAGACAAUUUACUGCAGAGACCGAGGAGAGAAGAGACUUGCAGACUCUUUUGGAUCUGAACACUUGUUAGCAACAAGAAUGACUUUUCUCAAGUUUAUUGCAUUUUGUACUUUAUUUCUGGAUUUGAUCUUUACGGUCACGGUCAGUGGACAGUCAGUAAGUCAGAGCAAAGCCCACAGCAGUCCCAUCUGCAGUCGUGGUCCACCCGGACUGCCCGGAAGAGACGGUCUCCAUGGUCGUGAUGGAAUUCGCGGUAAUCCUGGAAUUCCUGGCAUUCCUGGAAGGGCUAUUUCAUCCGGCAGCACAAGUUCAGUGGGUCCAAAAGGAGAGAAAGGAAGCGUUGGACCAGCUGGAACCAAAGGGGCUAGAGGAGAACCUGGAACACGUUAGUUUAUUGCAUUGGUUACAUAGUACGCUGUCUUUACUAAGCUUAACUAAUUAACUACGUAUAAACAAGCAAUUAAUUAAGUGAGUAUGUUGUAUUUUGUUUUCUACAGCUGCUCGUGGUCC
This is a messenger RNA of Corticium candelabrum, 745 nucleotides long. Its product is annotated as complement C1q subcomponent subunit C-like. The record is from RefSeq and is a predicted model, not a curated record. Lineage: Eukaryota; Metazoa; Porifera; Homoscleromorpha; Homosclerophorida; Plakinidae. The transcript has 7 exons. The coding region runs from base 314 to 625 and encodes 103 amino acids.